Molecule: messenger RNA, 402 nt
Organism: Prorocentrum cordatum
Lineage: Eukaryota; Dinophyceae; Prorocentrales; Prorocentraceae
Source: the annotation of a GenBank genome assembly
AUGCCGAGGGCGAAACUGGAGCCCACCAUCGCCAUCUGCCACAGCGCCCCGAUCAGCGCGCGCCGGGAGGACCGGCAGGAGCAGCGGCAGCCGAUCCUGGCGCCAUUCCGGGAGAUGCGGGGAGCGAAGCUGGAGCCCACCAUCAUCUCCGUCUGCUACAGCGCCUUGUUUAGCGCGCGCGAGAAGGACAGGCACGGGCAGCAGCAACCAGCCCCGGCGCUGCCCCGAGAGAUGUCGGAAGCGAAGCCGGCGCCCGCCAUCGCUCAGUCCAGCACCCCGACCAACGCGCGCGAGAAGGGCGGGGAGGGGCAGGGGCGGCUGGCCCUGGCGCGUCUCAACGAGGCGCUGGGAGCGAAGCUGGAGCCCCCAUCAUCGGCAACAUCGCCAGCUGCAACACGCUGA